AUGUCUGCGGUUUAUAAAGAUGACCAGGAAGACUGGCUCACGGUGUGUCUCAAAUACUUGCUUUUUGUCUUCAACUUUCUCUUCUGGUUGGGGGGAGCUGCAGUUCUGGGUGUGGGAGUUUGGACUGUGGUCAAGAAGAGUGACUACUUGAGUCUGCUGGCAUCCAGUACAUUUGCUGUGUCAGCGUAUAUUCUGAUCCUGGCAGGAAGUCUCGUGGUGCUCACCGGCUUCUUAGGCUGUUGUGCUGUGAUUCGUGAACAGAAGAACUGCCUCUCUAUAUAUUUCUUCCUGCUGCUGCUAAUCUUCCUAAUUGAACUUGUGGCUGGAGUUUUGGCUUAUGUCUACUAUCAAAGGCUAAGUGAAGAAUUAAAGCAGAAUCUUAGCAGUACUAUGACAGAGAACUACGCCCAACCAGAAAAGAAUGCCAUCACAUUUUCAGUGGACAGACUGCAGCAGGAUUUCAAAUGUUGUGGAAGUAACAACUCUCUUGACUGGGCGCUCAGUGCCUACAUAAUGUCUAAACAAUCAGAGGGCAGAGUGGUGCCUGAUAGCUGUUGCAAGACUAUCACUCCUUUUUGUGGAAAAAGAGAUCAUCCCUCCAAUAUCUACAAAGUGGAAGGUGGUUGUAUAACAAAGCUUGAGAGGUUUCUUGCAGAUCAUUUGUUGGUCAUCGGAGCAGUAGGGAUUGGAGUGGCAUGUCUGCAGAUAUGUGGGAUGGUGCUGACCUGCUGCCUGUACAAAAGGAUCAAGAUGGACCCUUACUGA
Messenger RNA from Knipowitschia caucasica, 765 nucleotides. Lineage: Eukaryota; Metazoa; Chordata; Actinopteri; Gobiiformes; Gobiidae. The record is from the annotation of a GenBank genome assembly.